GCCUGACAUGGGCCUCCUCAUGGGCGGACUCGGCGGCUACGGUGUGUGCAUCGUCACCUACUUGGCCAUGGUCUACAAUGCCGGCUACACUGUGAUUGCAACGAUGAAUGAUUUCUGUGACGAAGAAAUCGAUGAUUUGGUUGCUAGGGAUGAAAACAUCCGUGACGAGCUGCACAAAUUUUUGCAGGCGGUGAAGCUAAAUCAGCCAUUUAUCAGUUUUGCCGGAGUCGUAGAUGUCAACAGGAAGUUCAUGUCAUCGUUCGCGUCUGCGAUGCUGACCUACAUCGUGGUGCUGGCGCAGUUCAGAGUUGGUGGUGAUUCGUCUGAUCUGAAAGCCCAAUUGACGCUCAGUACUCCUGUGACAACCACAGAAGCAUCCCCAUAAGCCUAGGAGGCCAUUGUCAGCACUCAUCAUAUCAAUAAAAUGGCAUUUUUUCUGUUUGCUGACCCCAAUAACUCCCUCAGUGUUGAUAUACUUACCGCCAUCCACCAGUCGCUCAUCUCCUAUGUUACACUACAUCUUCUUUAAAAAUUUUGCGCGUUCUACUCAUUGCUUUUACUGCAGAAUUCAACUGCCCACGGACAACACAAUUGUUAAGCGCACUCAGAAUAGAAUUCAGGAAGGAAUUCUGAUA
Messenger RNA from Schistocerca americana (American grasshopper), 635 nucleotides. RefSeq lists its product as uncharacterized. Gene Ontology annotation, biological process: sensory perception of taste. The coding region runs from base 8 to 385 and encodes 125 amino acids. Lineage: Eukaryota; Metazoa; Arthropoda; Insecta; Orthoptera; Acrididae. Gene Ontology annotation, cellular component: membrane. The record is from RefSeq and is a predicted model, not a curated record. The transcript is spliced from 4 exons.